This is a messenger RNA of Eublepharis macularius, 1904 nucleotides long. It is a transcript of the gene DRC10, whose product is annotated as IQ motif containing D. The record is from RefSeq and is a predicted model, not a curated record. NCBI's taxonomy places the organism in Eukaryota, Metazoa, Chordata, Lepidosauria, Squamata, Eublepharidae. Bases 494 to 1783 code for a protein of 429 amino acids. Gene Ontology annotation, molecular function: protein binding. The transcript has 5 exons.
CUUUGCAACAGAGAACCGGUCUCGUGUUGUUGAUUUCUCUCUUUUUUCGCAGGGCUUCUUUUGGGCUGCCACUGACGAUAUCUGCCCUCUCUCCGGUCCAGCCUGUGUGUCCUCAUUCCACCUUUGAUUACAAGAGCAGGAGCUACUUUCGUGCACCAGUUUAUCAUUCAAGCAUCUCCUCGUCAUUUUAGACUCUCUAGCGCUACUGAACUGCAUUUCUGUUCUGACUCUGACGAAGAGAACUCUGGUUCUCGAAAACGUAUGCUACGGUAAAGUUGGUUAGUUUUAAUGGUGCUACUGGAUUCUUUACUAUUUUGCUACUACAGACUAACACGGCUACUGCCUCUGGAUCUAUGUUCUGACUCUGCCACUUGAAUUGCUUUAUUAGCAGAUUCGCUCGUGGAUGCCGGAAGUGUCAAAGCAUCUGGAAAUCUUGGUCUAUAAGACCCCAACUGCUUAAAAGCGCAUAUUGUGACCCUACUCGGUUGACAGCAUGGCAACCCAAGUGCUGUCUUCAUCCUUCGAUGCUAUGGAGCAGAGUUCCAAAAGCAGGUCCCCGGUGAACCUUAGUUCCCAAAAGAUGACUGUCAAAACACCAUUAAAGAUCCUGGAUCCUGGUCGAGCAAAAUUGACAACCGUAGAGACCAAGAGGAUCAUAUCCGUCUUGGAUGAUACCAUCCUGAAAGUAGAGUUGGUCACUAUGUUCUUACAUGUUAUGGAGAACCUUGAAGAUUUCAGCACAGCAUUGGGACCAGAACUUUCGGAGGCGUUUAAGGAACAUCUGCAGCUUUCCAACGCUAUGAAAGCCACACUCGCUCAAGUCGAGGAAGAAGGGCUUCUGCUCAAGGGCAUCGCGAAAGGGGAACUCUUUGCCGCAGCGGAUCAAAGCGGCCAACUUCAACCGCACAUCAAAGGCUUAAAAAGCUCAGUCCGAAAUAUUGUGCGCUUAUUCUAUAUGAACCCCAUAGCUUGUCGGGCAGUGAGAGAUGCCGCUUUUGCCAGGAGUCCAACUGCUGACGUCUUGCUUAGAGGCCUGGAAGGGCUCAGGAGAUUUCUGUUCGAGAUGCUUCUUAUCACGCCAUUGGAAGAAAAAGAAAAAAUGAGGUUUAUGCAAGAAAUCGCUCUUCGAGAUAAGAAAAACAUGGAGGCAAUUGCGGCUUUGGAGGCUGAACUGGCAUCAGCAAUUCACAACCGGAAUGAGGAGAUUUCCAAGCAGAAUGCCUGCAUCAAGGAUCUGAAAACCCACUUGCACAACCUAUCCAAGAUCUCUGAAAACCAAAUCCAGCGUACCAGAACUGAAGCGGAGAAGCAACAGAAGGGGGAAUUGCGUGGCUCUCAGGCCAAGUGUGCCAAGACGCUGCAGGAGAUACAACAGUUACGGGCCCAGCUUAAUGCCCUUGUUGCGGAAAACCGAGAGUCGGAGUUCGCUCUCCGCAAGAAGAAAUACAAAGUGGAGAUCGAAAUAGAGAACUGGGUCCAGAAGUAUGACAUGGAGAUGAUAGAAAAACAGGCCGAGUUAGAGGAGAUUAAUGUGGUCUACACGGUGGAGAAGGCCCAGCUGGAAGAGCUGAGAGAGAAGUUUGACGUACUUGAUGAAGAGUUCUGCCAGAUCCAAGAAGAAAGACAGCAGAAACAGGAGCAGAGGGAGAAAGCUGAGAAAGAGCUGGCGAUUCUGGUCCGAGCCGCCACACUCAUCCAGGCCUUGUGGAAGGGCUACCUGGUGAGGUCACUGCUGAGAAGCAAGAGGAGGAAGAAAGGCAAAGGGAAGAAGGCCAAGAAAUAAACGCUGGCCCUCUCUUGCCUCUCCGAAACAGGCAGCUGUGCCAGCCCUAGAUAAGCUUGAAUUAUAGAUUUUAAACAGUAGAUAUGAGGUUGUUCCUUAAUAAAUGUUACCAUGCAGACUU